Strongyloides ratti is the source of this 1119-nucleotide messenger RNA. RefSeq lists its product as hypothetical. The transcript has 3 exons. The record is from RefSeq and is a predicted model, not a curated record. NCBI's taxonomy places the organism in Eukaryota, Metazoa, Nematoda, Chromadorea, Rhabditida, Strongyloididae. Bases 1 to 1119 code for a protein of 372 amino acids.
AUGGGACGUCGUGAAGGUAUAUAUUAUUAUCAUGAAGUUUUACCACCAUUAAGAGAAAAAGUUUCUGAUUGGUUAAAUACACCUUUAUUAAGAAUUAGUUUUCUGAUUCAUGCAGGUUUAAUUCUUAUUAUCCUUCGUCUUAUUGUAGAUUUUUUUUUACAUACUCGAUUUGUAAAAGUCUAUUUCCGAAAUAAGUCAUUAAAGGUAUUAUUUUAUCAAUUAAAAAAUCGAUUACAGGGAAAGGCUUCCCUUAAGUUAGAAGAAAUUACAGAUAUUGAAUUAAAAGAAAGAUUAGAAAUAUUGUUAGAAUGUCGUGAACAAAAUUUAACUUUUCAUUUUACAUCUAAAAAGAAGACUGAAGGUUUAAGGCAAGUUGUAGAUUUUAUUCAAAAGUUCAAACAAAAUGAGUUGCUGGAGAUUGUAAAGAAAAAAAAGAAAAAUCAACUUAAAAAUGAAAACAAAGAUACAGUGGUUAAAAAAAAUAAGAAAAAAGUGAAGAGUCAGAAUAAUGAUGAUGAGGAGGCAAAUAGUUCUGAGGAGUCAACAAGAAAAUCAAAAGAAGAAAGGAGGAUAAAUUCAAAAAAACGUAAAGGUAAAAAUAAUAGAAGAUCUAAACAAGAUGACACUGAUAAUAAAAGUGAAAAUAAAAAUGAAAGUGAUAGUGAAAAUAAAUCAGAUGGAAAAAAUAAAAAAGUUAGUAGAAAAAGUAUUAACGAAGAUGAUAAAACCUCAGAAGGUAACAAGAAAACAGAUUCAAAUAUUAAUACAAGUUUAACUAUUGAUGUAACACAAGAAUUGGACACUAACCAAAUAAAGAAUAUUUAUUCAUUAAAAGAUUUAGUAACCUGUAAAAGUGAAGACGAUUUCUUUGAUAAUAAAGUUAUAAAAGAAAAUAAGAACAUUGUUCUUGACCUUAUAAAUAAAAGUGUUAGAAAAAGAGCAUCAGUAAUUGAUAUAAAAAAAAAUAAAUUAAAAAAUAAUGAAAUUGAAAAUGAUAAACCAUUUUUAAUUGUGGAUUCUACCCAAGAUGCAAUACGGGUUCUUAAACUUAAUACAAAUCUAGCAGAAUUAAAGAAUAUUAUUAUAAAAGAAUUUUAUUAUUAUUUAUUGUUUUAUUAA